AUGAAUGAAGUGGAGAGACCUAUCGCGAUUGCCUCGUCUUCGCAGCCCUUCUCAAUCAAUGACAUCGGAACCUGUGCCAUCUGUCGAGGCUCAUUGCGAAACCUAUCUCGUUACGGAAGACUGGUGAGACGGGCCCUGCUAGACGAGGCGACGAAGAAGUUCAUUCUGUAUCUGAAUCAGCAAUAUGUGCCGCUCGCUCAAGAGCUGGCCCAUGUUCUGUCCCAAUUGCAUGGCCGCGAGGCAACCGCGGAAUCAGCUGCACGCGUGUUUCAAGCCAAGGUUCAACUCCGACUGGAGGGUCCACCUGCGCAUCAAGUAUGGCUGAUGGGUCUCUAUGUCAACAAAGGGGACAAGCGACGCUGGAAGGACUUGUUGGUUCUCCGGCACAAGAUAAGCGACUAUCAAGACAGGGUGAAGGUGGAGGAGCAGCCGUUCAACCAGGUGCGCAACAUGGUCGAAGAUGCACGUCGACGCAAGAGAACAUCCGGUCAAUUUGGCUUCGAUGAAAAUGUGCUGCAAACCAAAGGCCAAAUCCAAGCUGCCUCGCUGCUAAUCCGUCUGGACACGGCUCUCCUCGGGGACUUUCUCUCCAUGAAGAAGACCGUGCGCAUCGGUACCGACCAGACCGAUUUACAGGUCAACCUGACUGAGAACCGAAAAGAGAGCCAGCGACUUAUUGACGGCGCAAUCGCUUCGCAUCGCAUUUUGCAACAGGCAGAAGGCAACCUUUUUCUGGCUCAGCUGUACGCUCUCGAGCGGGAAAACGCGACGGAGCCAACUCACGCAGAUACUUUAUUGCACGGGGGAACCACGGCUAUUGCAGAAGCCCAGAGGCUCUGUGAUUCAUAUCCCACGCAGACACGGGGCCUGAGCGAGGAGAUUGAAGGCACGAGGGCUAUGCUUCGCGGAUCCACUUUCUAUGCGCCCGUCAGCAACGAAGAGCGCAUGGCUGUUUUGACCGCCAUGGCGCGCGAGUUUCGGGGAACAGGGCAUUGGUACUACUGCGCAAAUGGACACCCGUUCACCAUUGGAGAGUGUGGGGGCGCUAUGGAAUUAUCGUCGUGUCCAGAGUGUGGAUCCGCCGUGGGAGGUCACGAUCAUCGAACCACCAGCGGGGUGACACAUGCUCUUGAUUUAGAGCAGCGCUUGAGGGAUCUCCGUAUUGACACUUGA
Messenger RNA from Penicillium canariense, 1173 nucleotides. RefSeq lists its product as uncharacterized. NCBI's taxonomy places the organism in Eukaryota, Fungi, Ascomycota, Eurotiomycetes, Eurotiales, Aspergillaceae. The transcript has a single exon. Bases 1 to 1173 code for a protein of 390 amino acids. The record is from RefSeq and is a predicted model, not a curated record.